UUCAAUUUUUACGUUUUGUUAAUUUUUCGUUCUUGUAAAUUAAGUAAUCUCCUCAAUUCUAGUCCAGAACACUUGUGCAGUGUUGUUCUAACACUGGUUGUAAUCAAGCUCGUGUUCGUGCGUGAGAUUUUGUCGCUGGAAUUCCGCCGGCUGUGAAUCAACUUUCCGAUAAGCCCAAAAGUGUUGCUGACGCAAUAAAACGCCUCAGCGAACGCUUCCACGCAACAAAGUAGCCAUGUGGAAUCAGGACAAAAAGGAGCCGGACGAAGAUCUGGUCCCGCGGGACUAUCAGCAGCAGAUGAAGGAUAUUUGCUUACGGAAAAACACGAUAGUCUAUCUACCGACCGGAGCCGGUAAAACCUAUAUCGCGCUGAUGGUAAUGCGUGAGAUGAGUCACCAGUUGCGGUCCAACAUCGACGAUGGUGGAAAGCGGUCUUUCUUCCUCGCUAACACGGUCGCGUUGGCCAAGCAGCAGGCCCAAUUCUUCUGUCGGUUCUUCCCGUUUAACGUGCGGCUGUACACGAGUGAGGUGAACGUGGACACCUGGAAGCAGGACCGAUGGUUGAACGAGUUUCGCGAAGUGCAGAUUUUGGUAUCAACGUCGCAAAUUUUGCUCGAUAUCCUUCGUCACGGAUACCUCUCUCCCAGCAACAUCAAUCUGAUCGUGUUCGACGAAUGCCACCGUGCAGUAGGCCAGCAUCCGAUGCACGCUAUAAUGAAGGAACUCAUGGGCGUACCGAAGAACUGCCAGCCGCGUGUCAUAGGCCUCUCGGGGACACUGCUGUAUCGGGAGCUGAAGUCGAAGACACAGGUGGAGGAGGAACUGGAACGCCUCGAGAAUACGUUUAGCGCGACGAUCGCUACGGUUGGCGAUUAUGAUGAGUACACUAGCAUGUGCUCGUUUUCAACUAAUGCCCAAGAAAAGAUCUGUGUAUACAGCAACAGCUUCCUGGAGUCGGUGCCCGUCGUCAAGAUGGUAAUUGGAAUGGUCAUGAAGUUUGGGGAGCAGAUCGAGAAAAUACAUCUACCCAAGUACAACCUACAAUCGGCGUCGACCCUGCGCGUCAGUGCACCGAAGCCGACGAAGGAGGUGAAGCGAGCUCUGAACGAGUUCCAGUCACAGCUGUUGGAGCUCGGUAUCUUUGGUGGCUCGAUCGCGAUAUUAGGCAUCAUCGUGGAGAUGGAGCUGAACAAACGGAAAUCAGAGUGCUCCAAAGCACGCGCUCUCUACCGCAGCAUGAUUUCAUUUUGCGAGGAGGUGUACUGUGUGCUGCAGAGCGUGAUGAAGGAUAUGCCUAUCCGCGUGCAGGUGAUGAAGUUUUCAAGCGAUCGUGUACGCAGGAUGAUCAAGUAUCUCGAGCAAGAGUACAGCGGCACGGUAGACACAGAGAAACAGGCCCUGGUGUUUGUAAAGCGCCGCUUUAGCGCCAAAGUGCUCUAUCAUGUGCUGCGGCUCUACUUUGGCCAUGAUGAACAAAACGUACCGGAUGAGGAUUCCAUCAUACGGCCCGAGUUCAUCGUCGGCGUUAACCGACCGAUGGAGGAAUCGAUCGAGCAUAUUAUUGUUGCGAAACAUGAUCGACAAGUGAUCAAAAAGUUCCGCAAACAUCAGAUUAAUGUGCUUUGCGCAACCAACGUACUGGAGGAAGGCAUCGACCUCCAAAUGUGCAAUAUUGUGGUCAUGUUUGAUGAACCGCUCAGCUACAGCUCGUACAUGCAAUCGAAGGGCCGGGCACGUAUGAAAUCGAGUACGUACCUGCUAAUGGUAAACGACGAAGAUCGCAGCAAAUUCACUGCCCGCAUUCAGCUAUACCACGAUAUCGAGAAUACGCUGAAGAAGGCGCUGAUUGGCAAAACGAUCAAUCGCCCGGAGCCGCUGGAGCAUGAUGUGCGAAAGGAGCUGCUGGAUGAUAUAACCGCUCCCUUCAUAACACCGGCCGGUGCGAAGCUCGAUCUCACGUCCUCGGUACAGCUGCUGAACCGGUAUUGUAUGAGCAUGCCGCGUGAUCUGUUCACUGGCACCAACGUGGCCUGGGAGCGGAUCGAGCAGCACGGUAAGAUUUGCGUUACGGUGAAGCUUCCGCUACAGUCGACGAUCCGCGAAGUUGUGCACGGUGAACCGAUGAAAAAUUUGAAGCUGGCCAAGCAAUCGGCCGCUUUUAAUGUUUGCAAGCAACUGUACGAAGUCGGUGAACUAAGCAUGCAUCUGCUCCCGGUGACGGUGAAGGACAAGGUGCAGCAGGUUGAAGAUCUUUACUUCAGCCACUGGCGAGCAGUCGGUGUAGAGACAAAACCCAAACAAGCCGGACAGGCGAACAACGUCCGCUGCUAUAGGGUACACUACCCGGCCGAAUCGCAACACUGCACCCCCCGUACGGACACGGACGAGUGCUAUGUUUACAUUUUGCGCACGAAGGCACUGUUCGAGCGUGGCACACAGGGCGAUAACAUUGCCAUUUUUAGCGAUCUGUACAGCAGCUCCAACAAUUUCGGUAUCAUGACGCGCAAACCGCUUCCAUCGUUGGCCCCAAUGCAGUUGUUUUGCUCGCUUGGCAAGAUCGGUGUGGAGGUGGUACGGGAACCAUUGCGCAUUACCCUGGACCCGGGUGCCGGUGGUGAGCAGCUGGCCAAACUGAAGCGCUUCCAUCUGCUGCUGUUUCGCGAUCUACUACGCCUGUGGAAGCAGUUUAUUGCGCUCGAUGUAGAGGCGGCCGAGAAUGGGUUCUUGAUUGUACCGAUGGCCGAUUCGAAGACGAUCGACUGGAAGCUGGUGGACACGUUUCCUUACCUACAACAGUCGGAGGAACCGACUACACUAGCCCGCCAGCGAAUGAUAUUCAACGCCGAAGGCUACCGGAACAGGGUCAUACAUCCGUGGUACAAGAGCGACCCGAUGCAGAAUUACGUCGUGGUGAAGGUGCACGAAGAGCUUAGCCCCCUGAGCCCGUUCCCGAAUGGGGCGUACAAAUCAUUCGAGCACUACUUCUCGGCCCAACACCAGCAGGUGAUCGUGCGCCCGGAUGAUCAGUUUCUGAUCGAGGUGAAAGGUAUCAGCACGAACCUGAACCUGCUGCAUCCCGGUACCGAGCAGGAUGGGGGCAACGCGCGCUCCAGAAGGCGCGAUUUUCAAGAGCUGCUCAUACCGGAACUUGUCCAUAAUUUCGAGUUUCCGGCGGACUAUUGGUUAAAGGCGACACUGCUACCGAGUGUCCUGCAUCGGGUGCACUAUCUGUUGAUCGCGGAGCAGAUUCGGCUUGAUCUGGCCAACAGUGUGCAAAUCGGUACGGUGCGAUGCGACCGCAUCGAACCGCUCUCGGUGGAUCGCGAGGUGACGCUGGUUACGCAGAAGGCUGCCUCGUACAAGGUGUCCGAUUUCGGCGAUAGUUUCGAGGAAGAGGAACAGGAGGAUGACGAGAUGGACGGUGGUGGUGAUGCCAGUGAUGACGAUGAUGAGAUGCGGGUGGAGAAGCUGCGCGAAAUGUUGUUGAAGCUGAACAUGGAUACGGCAGUGGAUACGAUCGUGUAUCCAUGGAAAGAAGAGGAACUCCCGGUCGACAUUGAUCGCCACUGGGAAAGCACUUCCCGUGUCGACCUCGAUUACUACUGCAGUUUCAUCGAGAAGUAUCAGACCAAUGCCGGUGCACUGAAGGAGAAUACCGUUCGCUCAUUUACCGAGCGCUCUGUACCGGAGCUCGAACUCGAAGCACUAACGCUGAACGACUCAUCAUCGACCGGUGAGGAUAAACCGGUUGGAAGGGGCGUUGACAAUCGCGGCACGAAGCCUAGUGCUCCACUUGCGAUCGAAGAUGGAUUGGGACCCCCGGGUGAGAUCAAAAUUUUGAAACUCACUCCCGACAGUACGGCUAACGUGAGUCUGCAGCAGGCGGAUAUUCUGCAGGCCCUCACGUCCAAGCAUGCGCACGACGUGUUCAAUCUGGAACGAUUUGAAUUGCUCGGCGAUGCGUUUCUGAAAUUCUCGGUGUCGGCGUUUCUCCUGAUGCGGCACGUCACCUGGCACGAAGGUUAUCUAACGACGUGCAAGGGCCGCAUGGUGAGCAAUCGGAAUCUGCUGUACUGUGCGAUGCAGUAUGGGUUACCGGGCAUGCAGAAGGUCCAUCGAUUCGAUCCGCGCAACGAAUGGCUUCCACCGUUGGCGACCGUACCCAAGGUGAUCCGUGAGGCCAUGAUCAAGGCGAAGGAGAUGCCCGCACUGCUGUUCAAGCUAGAACUGAGCGAGGAGGAAGUGCAAUCCGGCAUUGUGCAGCAAUCUAAGAUCGAUGCGUUCCUACCAAUGAUUAAAGAAUCAGAAGAGGAAUCACGAUCAACGCUGAUGGCAGUGCUGCAGCACGUACAGGUGUCGGACAAAACAGUAGCCGACUCCAUGGAAGCCCUGUUGGGUGUGUGCGUGAAGGCAGUCGGGUACGAGCGUUCGUUCCGCGCUCUAUCACAUUUCGGAAUCAUGCCACGCGAUACCGAUUUGGCCAAAUUGCUGCGCACACACGAGUACACCGUACUGAAUUAUCAGGAUGAGCGUGAGACGAUCGACCGCUUGCUGAUCAACCCGGAGAAGAUUGAACGGACGGUCGGGUAUAAGUUCCGCAACCGGACCUUCCUGCUGCAGGCGUUCACCCAUGCAACGUACACCACAAACACACUCACCAAGUCGUACGAACAGCUCGAGUUUCUUGGUGAUGCCGUGCUCGACUUCCUCAUCACUCUCUACAUCUUCGAGCGCAACCCACACAUGUCGCCCGGGCAGCUGACCGAUUUGCGGUCCGCACUCGUCAACAACGUGACGCUGGCGUGCGUGUUGGUGCGAUUCCGGUUACAUCACUACAUCCUGUCUCAGUCACCCAUGCUGACGGAUAAGAUUGACAAGUUCGUGGAGGUACAGGGCCAGAAGCGCAACCGGAUCGGCGACUGGGUACGACUGCUGACGGAGGAAUCCGAGACACCGCUCGCCGAGUACGUCGACGUGCCGAAGGUGCUGGGUGACGUGUUUGAGGCUCUCAUCGGGGCCAUCUAUCUCGAUAGCGGAUGUGAUCUGGUGACCACGUGGCGCAUCUGCUACUCGCUGCUCCAACGAGAGAUCGAGAACUUCUCGUUGGACACCCCCAUCCAGGUGGUGCGCCAGCUGUACGAACAUCAGGAUGCCCGGCCUCACUUCAGUGCACCGCGCGUCGAGGAUGAUGUGGUGAUCGUGCGGCUGCACUUCACCCUGCGCAACCAGAGACUGAAAGUGUUUGGUUGCGGCCAAAACAAGGAGGAUGCCCGCCGGGCAGCCGCCAAGCUCGCUCUCACCAAACUUCGCGGCUAGUUGCAUGACAAUUCUUGAUCGACGUUGUAAAACAGUCCCGAUAGCCUUACGUCUGUUUAGCUGUAAGUUACGUUUGUGUACGUCAUUUGAAAUGCUUCCCUUAUUCGAGGGAAUAUAGAGCUUCCAAUGCUGCGUUAUAAAUAAGAAUGGGGCCUUCGCGAGGUUCUCUGUUGUAACAAUUAUA
Anopheles darlingi is the source of this 5501-nucleotide messenger RNA. Its product is annotated as endoribonuclease Dicer. The record is from RefSeq and is a predicted model, not a curated record. Gene Ontology annotation, cellular component: cytoplasm; RISC complex; nucleus. The transcript has 7 exons. Lineage: Eukaryota; Metazoa; Arthropoda; Insecta; Diptera; Culicidae. Bases 236 to 5317 code for a protein of 1693 amino acids. Gene Ontology annotation, molecular function: RNA binding; ATP binding; ribonuclease III activity. Gene Ontology annotation, biological process: rRNA processing; apoptotic DNA fragmentation; siRNA processing.